GUGGCGGGUUGUUGGCUGCCAUCUUGGACCUCGCUCGUUUGAGAAGCCGGCCGCCCGCAAAAAUCUUCGAGUUUCACGCGUUCGCGCGGCUUCACGUAUUCCGUAAACGGUUUGCGUGAUUUCACGACGAAUCGCCAGACCUGGCGCGGCCGAUUCAAUCAAGAUUCGGGUCCGGAAUGUAUUAGGUACUUCCAGUAGAAAAUACGUCUUAACAAUCAUAAAAAAGAUUCGGUCACGUAUAUCAUCCUUCAUAUUUUCAACAAAAUACAAUGGUGUACUUUUUUCCUCGCACAUUCGUAAUUGGGUGAGUGGAGGAGAAAAAGUAACUAGGUCUUGUAACUUUUUGAUAGACAACGGUGAAAACAUAGCAAUCAACAAAACAGAUAAUAAUAGCUAUAUAUCGGAGAGAAUGGCAUUUCCUAGUAGAGCACGCGUUUAUACCGAUGUGAAUUCACACAAACCUAGAGAAUAUUGGGACUAUGAAUCCUAUGUUGUCGAUUGGGGGCAGCAAGAUGAUUACCAAUUAGUAAGAAAAUUAGGCAGAGGAAAGUAUAGUGAAGUAUUUGAAGCUAUUAACAUCACAAAUAAUGAGAAGUGCGUUGUAAAAAUUUUAAAGCCUGUAAAGAAGAAGAAGAUAAAAAGAGAGAUUAAAAUCUUAGAAAAUCUUAAAGGGGGGACCAAUAUAAUCACACUCCAAGCAGUUGUUAAAGAUCCAGUAUCGAGGACACCGGCACUGAUCUUUGAGCAUGUCAACAACACAGAUUUCAAGCAGUUAUAUCAGACAUUAACAGACUACGACAUUAGAUACUACCUCUUCGAGUUAUUAAAAGCACUGGAUUAUUGUCACAGUAUGGGAAUAAUGCAUAGAGACGUCAAACCGCACAACGUUAUGAUAGAUCAUGAAAAUCGGAAACUGCGGUUAAUCGACUGGGGUCUAGCAGAAUUUUACCAUCCUGGUCAAGAGUACAACGUACGAGUAGCUUCGCGUUAUUUUAAAGGCCCGGAACUACUCGUAGAUUAUCAGAUGUACGACUAUUCGUUAGAUAUGUGGUCUCUUGGAUGCAUGCUUGCGAGUAUGAUAUUCAGGAAAGAACCGUUUUUUCACGGACACGACAAUUACGAUCAGUUAGUUAGAAUUGCAAAAGUACUCGGAACCGAAGAAUUGUUUGAAUACCUUGACAAGUACCACAUCGAAUUGGAUCCUCGUUUCAAUGACAUACUAGGCCGGCAUUCGCGCAAACGUUGGGAACGCUUCAUGCAUUCGGAGAACCAGCAUUUAGUGACUGCCGAGAGCCUCGAUUUCCUUGACAAACUUUUGCGCUAUGACCAUUACGAAAGACUCACCGCCCGUCAAGCUAUGGACCAUCCUUAUUUCUACCCGAUAGCGAAAGAUCAAAUUCGAUUAAGUAUGGUAUCAUCGUCACCUACUCCCGCGACAGGUUCGAUGCCUGUAGAAGGAACGAAAGCAUACCAGCCGGGGCAACGUACGUGGUAUCUGUAUCUCGGAUAUGGCGCCUGUGGUUUAACAACACGAGAGUCAGUUUCGGAAUCAAAAUCAGAAUCUGGACUCGCCGUUCUGAGCCGCUCCAGCCGAUUCGCAAUGGCGAACACCGCUGUUGGCAAAGAGGUGUUUGAAACGUUGAGCGUUGGGAACACACAUUACAUAUAUUCAGAGAAAUGUAUCGUUGCCAGAGGGUGCCGGUCCAUUGAUACCGUAUUCCCAUUGCGAAUAGGUUGCAGCGGGAAACGAGACAAAAAAAAGAAAAAACUUACGUUACGCUUUACGCAAGGUCGUUCCAGGCACCUAGAUAACAAACGGACAAACAAAUGUAAGCGCAUCCGCGGCCAGAAUAGGAACCAUGUUAUUUGUCACUGACGUAUAUUCGAUUCAGAGAUGUUCAGAGCAGGAGUAUGGAAUGACCAGUGCGGCUUAUAUAAUAAUACGAUAGAAAGAGAACGAGAGAGAGUGAGAGAGAGAGAGAGAGAGAGAGAGAAAAAGGAAAGAAAACGUGCGAAAUAAUAAAAGUAACAACGGCCCUUAACAGCGCGGAACGAUCUUCUUCGUUGCGAGAGCGUACCACGCGUUUUCAUUUUUUACACGAUGCGAGGUGUGCUGUACCUCCAACGAACUAUCCGAUUCUCCACGCAACACCGCCAUGGUUUUUAUCGUCCUCAGUGUUAUCAUUCUUCUUUCAUUUUUAACAAUGAGUCAGAGAAGAUCGUUUCGGAUGACCGUAGUUAGCGUGACCACAGAGGAAUGCGACUAAGCAAAUGUUUAAUUUGAAAUAGUCAAACGAUUCAAGUCUGUGUCGUAUGAUUGUCGAACGAUCGAGAAUUCGAAUAAAACUGUAUAAAGUGCUGCCGAUUA
Molecule: messenger RNA, 2368 nt
Organism: Megalopta genalis
Lineage: Eukaryota; Metazoa; Arthropoda; Insecta; Hymenoptera; Halictidae
Gene: CkIIalpha
Product: casein kinase II subunit alpha
Biological process (GO): peptidyl-threonine phosphorylation; regulation of cell cycle; peptidyl-serine phosphorylation
Cellular component (GO): nucleus; cytosol; protein kinase CK2 complex
Molecular function (GO): protein serine/threonine kinase activity; ATP binding
Source: RefSeq, a predicted model, not a curated record